CCGUCUUCCACGGCUUAUUGGGCCUCUACCUCUGCGUGGCCUUCAGACGAGCGCCAAAUUUCCACUUGUAUGUGGUCUCUAUCGGCCUUCUUGUCUGUGCCGGUCUCUGGUGCGGCCCGCUGCCCUUCUUUGCCUGGCGUGUAAGCCUCAGCAACCGGCCGCGGGUGGCAGCAUGGUCCAAAGUCGGAUGUGCCAUGUCUACAUUGACUUCAUCGACCUCUUGCUCUUGGGCGUGUUGAUUCUCCGCCGAACAAGCAAGCCAGGAUCCGUCACCAGCAAAGAUGCCUAUGAAAGCUCGUCUCUCUCGGCCACGCUGAAUACGCCGCCUCAACUCCCACCUCUCACCUACAUCCGCCACCACCGCAUCUCCCUUCUCUACCCACCCAGCUCGCCCAUCCCUCCACUCUCACCAGGCCUUAUUCCCUCAAUGCCACUUCCCCAGCCAAAACUUGCAACUCCGACCAGGCCCUCCGAACAGCACGAGGAACAGCACGCAGAACAUCACACCCACAACGACGGCCUCUCCCUCGUCAACCAACCGAACCACCCACCGAACCGCAUAACCUUCAUCCUCCGCCUAUGCGCCCUGCAAAACCUCCCCGCCGGAAACUGGUCCUACACCCCCGAGCUCGGCACCCUCGUCAACACCUGGGCGCAGCGCUCCAUCGUCAUGGCAGCACCCUCCUCCUCCCCGCACGGCCUCGGCAUCACAGCGCUCGCGCACGCCUGUCUGACCGACUUGUGCCACACCGUCUGGAGCGCUCAGCGCGAGGGGAGAGAGAACGACGUGUUGAGUGGCUCAGAGAUGCGGACCUUGGAAGGGGUUGGGUGGGAUUUGGGAUGGGCUGGCUGGAGGAUUCGGCUGGCGGGGUGCUGGCUUCGGGAGCAGGAGAGGGCGGUGGGGUGAUUAUGGAAAGGGGGUAAGAGGUGUGUGGUUGGUUACAUGCUUGUCUCAGCUGCUUGGCCGUUUUGAAGGUGAAGGGGUUGGGUCAGGGUCAGGUUGGAAGUAUGGACGGAAAAUUUUGAGUGGGCAUUGCAUCGGCUGGCGUUUUGGGCUAUGGAGUUUUGUUGUCAUGGUCGGGGCUAGAUAGGGACAGUCGCAGGACAGCAAUGUAUGAGAGGUGUAGUUAGGGAUGGGCUAGGGUUGGUCGUCGCAUUGCAAGCAUGGUUGGUCGUCGCAUUGCAAGCAUCAUGGGAUGACUCCACUAACGUCUGCGUAUGACGAUCACUCAAUGAUUUGACCACAAUCCAUCAAUGCUGUAUAGGCCAGCACAA
This is a messenger RNA of Parathielavia appendiculata, 1275 nucleotides long. RefSeq lists its product as uncharacterized. The coding region runs from base 173 to 907 and encodes 244 amino acids. The transcript is spliced from 3 exons. The record is from RefSeq and is a predicted model, not a curated record. Lineage: Eukaryota; Fungi; Ascomycota; Sordariomycetes; Sordariales; Chaetomiaceae.